AUGAAAAAAUUGAGAAUUGGAGCUGCCAAACCUUAUGAUGGAAUAACUGAUGAAGAAUUAAAGCUUAUUUUAAAUCACAAUGAAAUGUCACCAAAUAAUACUACUGGUCUUCUUCGUCGUGUUUUUUUUUGGAUUUGUCUUCUUGGAUGUCUGCGAGGUGGUGAACAUCAAACUUUAUUAGUAGAACAGUUUGUUGAUACGGAUCAAGGAUUAUUAUUUAAAAAAUUUCAUCAAAAAAAUGAUCAAGGUGAAAUUGAAGGAAAUCAAUAUACCUUUGAGAUUUUAUUUCCAAAUGAUAUUUCAGAUCAAAUAACACCUAAUACAGAUAUAAAAAAAUAUAUUUCGAUAAGACCAAUUAAAUGCAAAGCAAAAGAAUUUUAUUUAUGUGUUUUAAAGAAUGAAUCAG
Acaulospora morrowiae is the source of this 406-nucleotide messenger RNA. Lineage: Eukaryota; Fungi; Glomeromycota; Glomeromycetes; Diversisporales; Acaulosporaceae. The record is from the annotation of a GenBank genome assembly.